AUGAGAAAAAAAUCUUUUUAAGAUAAUGGAAUUUAUUUAGAAAAACAUGCAAAAGCAUUACUAGAUUAUUAAUAAACAUCAGAUUAAGAAGAUAUUAAUACUUAAUCUAAAUAUCGAAUCAAAGCUAUCAAAUAUAAAAAUAAUCUUUUAGAAUCAUAAGAAGUAAUUAAAGCAUUAAAAAUGGAAAAUUAAGAAAGUGCAAUUGAUUAGAAAUUAAUUAUUUAGAAUAAAUUAUUAGCGAAUUACUCUUAGAUAUUGAAGAAAUGAGGGAAAGAGAAAAAUUAUUAGAAUCUGAAUUAUAAGAAUAAAAAUAACUAACAAAAUCAGCAAUUUAAUAAUUAGAAUAAGAACUCUAAGAAUCUGUUGAAGAUCGAUUACUUUAAGAAUAAAAGUUAUUCUAAGAAAAACUUAUUAUCUAAUCAAAUGAUGCUAUUGAAAAACUCAAGAAAAAUUUUGAUGAAUAACUCUAAAUAAUUGCACAAACACAUCACCUGCCAAAAAAAAAAAGAAGAUACAUCUUUUAGUACAACAAAUCUAAGACCAUAAAGUUAAACUACUGGUAGAUCUAAUAUUAAUGUAGCCAAAAAAAAAAUAAUAUACAUAAAUAAAAUUAUUUGUUAUUCUAUCAAUGUAAAAAAAUUUACCAGGUGGAAAUUCUCAUCUCAAAUCCAGUUUACAUUUACAUGAUAUUGUCUAUCUUGGUGCUCACAAUUCACCUAUGGCUAGUUGUUAUGGAUGGAAAUACACACAAUAAAAUGUGAC
This is a messenger RNA of Paramecium primaurelia, 762 nucleotides long. Lineage: Eukaryota; Ciliophora; Oligohymenophorea; Peniculida; Parameciidae. The record is from the annotation of a GenBank genome assembly.